GUACCGUUUUUACUUCCGGAGGCUCGGCAGUUUGGGGUAUGCGCGAUGCGGCUCUUUUGACGUACAACAACUUCUAUUCGUCCUACGCUUCUGCUGGUUCUGCCAGAGACUACAACAACGGUUUAGCCAGUGUAGUUGACCAUGGAAUACAUCCUCAAUCGGUGCUAGGAGGUGUAGUGGAAGAGAUGACUGAAAACACUACUUUUUUGAGCAAUGUAAUGACAACAGGGGUUGCGAAUGUGGCGAACCUUGCUGCGGGUAUGACAAAUCUGGCGGCUGGUGUUGUCGGAGGGGGUACAAGUACAGCUGCAGGAGUAGAUCCCCGCAAUCUUCCAGUCGGCAAUGGAGGUGUUGAGGUGCAAGUCGCAUCUUCAGAUGACGUUCGAAUACGAUCAGCUGCCGACCAGCAGGAUCUUCAGGCAACAGGGAGUAGCGCAUCGAAGAAUUCUUUAUCAUCUCCAUCACCUGCACGCGGUAGAAGUGAAGCGAGUCCGUCUGAUCGCAGCGACGACGCGGCCCAAGUAGAUGCAGCAGGAGUCAAAGGGACACCAGCGAAUAGAGGCCAAAGUGAAACUCCACCGACGGUUGGUGGGAAAACUAUCGGAGGAGGUGGACCUGCAACAGCUGUCGACACUGCUUGUGGUUCUGCUUCUCGUGGCAAAGUAGCUUCUGGAGCAGGUAUUGUUCGACGCCCUCUACCCGCUGGUGGAAUAGUCGGUAGAGGCCCUGCGCCUGACGUGCCCGCGGACCGAUUGCUAUCGACACUGUACGACUUUGGUAGGAGUGAUGUGCCCACUGCAGUGGUGAAAGUGGACUCUAGUGCCGAUGGCCGUCUCCUUGCGGCAGCUGGCGCUGAUGGUUGUCUCCGCGUGUGGAACACAGCGGCGCUAGAAAAGGAUGUCAGUGUUCGCCCAGUUGCAGAAACCUUUUUCUAUGGCCUAUUUUUCGUGUUAUAAUAGAUCUUGAUCUUCUAUGUAUAAUUACUUUAUCUUGUUCCUGUUCUUGAAAGCAUCUACUUGUUGUUACCUCUUCUAGCUCUACUACAACUACAACAACUAGGAAGGACUAGAAGCCAUACCUUGCUACAUUGUAGAAACACACCUUGACUAACUACAGAGGCACUGGUCCUCGUACUUCAUAAUUUCUCUUGAUUUUGGACUCCGGCUCUAAUCUCCGCCUUUUCGUCCGAGGUGUCUGAAGGUACUUGCUACCACUAGUACCAGCAAAGCGACUGCCGCGGUUGCCGGCCACGCGCCUAUCGCAACUUUACACGCUCUCGAGCAAGAUUGCCGCGUGGUAUCUGCUGUCUCUCUAUCUGGCAGUACUAAUCAUGUGGCCAUGACUCCUGCUUCGACGUCUUCUUCUAGUGCGCAGAUGAGGAAUCAGAGUACUGCUACAACCACCACUCAGAUGAACCAGGAUGACGUGGUCACCACCGCGAUGGACUUUCUUGAGUCAACACUAGACUCCACGCUUUUGCUAGCUACACAGCGAGGCGGUCUCCACUGCUGGGACAUCAGGAUGCGUGGCCUGGCUUGGUCCAGGCAGACCAUACCCCCAAAUCUUGGCGUCCCUUCUGCGAUUUCUAUUGGUGGACUUGGAAAGUACGUGGCUUUGGCGACUCUAGGAGGUGCGCUGCAAUUGUUUGAUUUGCGCUUUUUAGCGCCAGUCCGUACGUGGCAACUCAUGUCGGGAGCGCCAGUACUGGAUUGCAAGCUGCUAGAGCCAGCAAGAAAUCUUUUCUUUGCGCAAGCGGAAAAAAUGUUAGGAACCUGUAUGUACUAGCAUAAUGUAGUUUCUAUUUUAUUUACAAGAACUCCAUUUAAUAAUGUUUCUAGUUUUAAAUUUACUCCUCAGACGAGAUAUGAUUAUGAAGUGCUCUAAUCGUAGUGAGUCAGUUUUGGUGCAGACAACCCCAAAUUAGAACUGUACUUCUGAGUCUGCUUCUGAGUUCUGAUGUAGUUCGUGAUCUUCACGGGCCACUCUAAUUACCCCCGGACGAGCAGCGGGCUACGAUCAGGCUUUCGACGGAGAUGCAGGCGGUAGCUUCUUCAAUCGAAUAGAUCCGUUUUCUCGGAGUGCGGAAGAAGAAACAUCCGAAGCAGACGCUAACAGGAGGGCACGAAGAAGCACAAAUUAUCUCAAUGGGGGUUCUCCUUCUAGUUGUAUCCUCCAGUCUGGUUCAUCAGGCUCGUCUUUGGAAUGCGUUUGUUCGCUAGGGAACGAAGUCGUGGUUUUUGACCUGAUUCGCGGGGAUUGUACUCAGAUGUUUGACACCCGAAGCAGCACUGGUAGUCCCGUUCAGCUCCCGACUCUUAUUCCAGCUGACGAUAGACUAGUACAGCUUCCUGGCGGAAGCGCAGCAACUAGAACUACUAGUGCAACUACCUCUUCCAGCAGCAGUACGACUGCGUUUCUCCGUAAACAGUGUCAUGACGCCUGCGCCCGUUCCUUGCUAGUAACCGCUUGUCAAUCGCAAGUCUUAUUCGCAGGAACCGAUCGAAAAGUUCGCUUGUGGAACCUGUGUCCCGAUGAUGAGCGUCUCUACGCAUCAACUGGUACUGGAGAUCAAGCCUUCGCGCCCAAGCCCCGAACAUCUUCGGCUACAGCUGCAGGUGGUAGAGGAGGCACGACAGCUGGUGCGAUGAGUAAGGACCCAAAUAUUGGAGGCGGAGCGUUCCUUGGCAAAAUAGUGAUAGGAUCAACUCCAGUAAGUGGCGGCUCAGCAGCACCAGGUAGCGACGGAGGUAAAGGAACUACUCGACCAGCACAGGCGCACUACAGUAGCAAUUUACUCGGAGGCACGGUCCGUGUCGUGCAAGAAGCUUGGUCGGGGGAUGUGGAGGAGCCUCCCGACCCCAAUGAAGAGAUGGCAAGGCUUCUAGCGGGGGAAGAGGCGUAUCUCGAUCUAGAUGACGAGGACGAAGAGAGUCAAUCCGGAAGUGGAGUUAAGCCUUAAAGGAUAAAAAUGAAGAAGAACAUUGAUUGAAGAUGUUGUUGAGCCAUUGCGAUUGCUAUUUUUGUGUGUCCUUCAACCGUCUCUCCAAGAAGUGAUAUGUCCUCUCCAAGAAGUGAUAUGUCUGGUGGAUUUGCUUCAGCCUACUUUUUACUGUGAUGAUCUACUUAAGUAUGAGAACCUCUUCUAAUCAACACCGAACUUCCUCUUCUCGUGCCCAAAAAAGCACGCGAUCUUUGUAUGCGGCAGGAAAUAUGCUACGACCUGGUCCGAGGGAAGCGCCUGGCUAUCACCGUGACGCCAUUCUGGACAUGACGUUUAUCCGACGUUGGCCACCUUUGCUUGCAACAGCUGGUCGUGACGGCCUCGUAAAACUUUGGGGAUGAAGCGGGAUUACUCGAGCUCGACGUAGUUCAUCCCUAGGAUGUUCCCCCCUACAAUGUUUGUAGUUCUUCCCAGGGAUCAUUUAGACUCGUCCUCCUCCUCCAACAUGCUGUACAACGUGUUCAUAUAGUUGUUCGCAUAAUAUAAAAUAUGCGCCGAUCUUUUAUCUAUUUAUGAUUCACACCAAUCAUCUCAUCAAACUACUUGUAAUCAUGAUUAUCAAUCUAUCAUAUUCAUACAUCAGCACUUGGAUUAAGCUCAUAUCAGAGGACCAUUGUAUUUUUACAGUAGGAAACUCAAACUGAACUUUUCAACCUGAAUCAAUAGAAGAACGAAAAAAUGAUCAUGUUUGCCAUACUCAGGAC
This is a messenger RNA of Amoebophrya sp. A25, 3705 nucleotides long. NCBI's taxonomy places the organism in Eukaryota, Dinophyceae, Syndiniales, Amoebophryaceae. The record is from the annotation of a GenBank genome assembly.